AGCUUCAAUUCAACACAACAAACGACCGGCGUCACUCUUUACAGCAAGUAUACAUCUGGCUCUCUUUCAGGCUAGCUCGCGACUCUCUUUCCGACAGCAAAGACGUUUUGCGAAGCUAUACCGAGUUUCUAAACAAGAACUACUCCAUCACACCAUCAAACGUAAAAAGUAGCCAGGAAGACACCGAGAGAAGCAAUUGAUGCUUUGCAUCCUGUUCUAUACCCAGUAAUACUUCGAGCCGACAUACAACCACAAUCACCACCAUGUCCUCCCUUCCCCUCCGCCCCCUCUUCCGUCCUCGUCCCCUCCUCUAUCCCCUCUCGAACGCGGCCUUCUUCAGCACUACCCGCCCCCGCCGCUCCGCUUCCCCAGGCCCCAUCCUCCCCACCCUCCGCCCGGCCCUUCUCGCCGCCAUGAAAGCGAAAGACACACAACGCUUAACAGUCCUCCGCUCGCUCCUCGCCUCCAUCACCAACGCGUCGAAGACCAGCUCUCCAAUCGCAAACGACGCGGCGCUGUAUACGCUGCUAAGCAAGCGGAUUUCAGAAUGUAGUGCUGCAGCGAAGGAAUUUGGAGACGCGGGGCGGCAGGAUCUAGUGGAGAAAGAGCAGGGGGAGGUUGUGGUGUUGAGGGAGAUUGCGGAACGGUGUGGCGCGGUGUCUGAGGAGGAGGUGAGGGUGGUUGUUGAGGGGGUGGUGGACGGGAUGAAGAGUGAGAAGGGGGGUGUACAAGUGGGCAAGGCGACGGGGCGGGUGUUGGGAGAGCUGAAGGGAAAGCCCGUGGAUCGGGAGAUGGUUAUGAGGGUUGUGAAGGAAGUUGCGGAGACGUGA
Messenger RNA from Mytilinidion resinicola, 830 nucleotides. Its product is annotated as GatB/YqeY domain-containing protein. Gene Ontology annotation, cellular component: mitochondrion. The transcript is spliced from 2 exons. The record is from RefSeq and is a predicted model, not a curated record. Lineage: Eukaryota; Fungi; Ascomycota; Dothideomycetes; Mytilinidiales; Mytilinidiaceae. The coding region runs from base 264 to 830 and encodes 188 amino acids. Gene Ontology annotation, molecular function: carbon-nitrogen ligase activity, with glutamine as amido-N-donor.